CUGUAAGUUUAAAUCGAUUUUUAGGAUUGUUUUGGCCCUAAAAGCAGUUUCAGAUUAUUCAGUUGGCCUGUAUAUGAAUAAAGAAGUUAUAUAGAUCUUUUUUUAAAGUCUUAGAUUGACUAAAGGAACUUAUAUCUUCCAUCUGUUUCCUUUUUAUUCACUUGCUCAAUGGUCCAUGGCGUAAUAAAGGACAGUUUCUUAUCUGUAGUAUUUGUCACUGUCUCCAUAUAUAGCAUAACCAUUUUUCUUUAUUUACCUGCAUUCUGCUGAGCCCAAUAUGGUCUGUUCUAAAUUACUGUACGCUUUAAUAUAGUCAUAUGUUAGUUAAGUAAUUUAAAUAUAAGUGGAAUUGCUAGAUGGUCAUAGAUGAUAUGCUAGGAGAAAUCAGUCAUGCAGAGAACCUUCACAGUAAGCUGUAUGCAAAACUAGCAAUCGUACAUCCUGUUCAUCUGCUUUUAUUUUUAAACGAGGACAUUAUUGGCGUGUUAGAUAUUACAUGAAGAUCUGAUAGUCUUAACGGGUGCUGCUAUAUCAGCUUGAACACAUGAAAUUAUGAUCCAGCUGUUAAACCUGUGUACAUUUUUGAGUCUUACUGCCAAAUUAUCAAAUGCAGAUAUCUCUGUUAGUCUUGGAGUGAUGACUGAACUCAGUGGCCAGACUGAACUGACAUGCUGUGUCCAGGACCAGAAUAUAUCGCAGUGCUUUUUCUAUGCUGAAUCAAGAAACAUUGGCCAUCAAAAUUCCUCUGACCAUUGCUGUAAGCUCACUGUCAGUAGAGAAAAACUGUUAGAGGGAAAAGAUGGCGAGGAGCUCCGAACAACAAUUAUCGUCUACUGUACGAGCAAACCUGGCAACAGGACGAGCCAAGAUGUCACCAUUACAGUGUGGAGGCUAUCUGUUUUUUGCUUUGUUUUUCUGAUUAUACUGGGGACGCUGACUCUCCUCUCUUUGCUGACGUUCAUCAUAUUCAUAUGCAUUAUCUGCAAGACCAAAAAUCAAGAGAAUAAACAAAACCAAAGUGCUAGUUCUGGUACAGCUGUGCUGGAAGAGAAAACAGAGAUAGUAGAGGAUGAGCUAUUGUAUGCCACAGUGAACCAUUCAGCUGCUGGUGAAAACUCUGCUCCUACAGUGAAGUAUGAAUCAGGAACUGACUACGCCACAGUGGUCAUACACUGAAUAACCUGCAACAAUGGAUGGAAAAGACUUUUCAAGGAUUUAAAUCACCAAACAUGAAAUAAAAACCGCAUGUGCUGUGUUUUGAGCAAAUUUACCAUUACAUAAUUUUCAGAUAGGCCUAUAAGAUGUAAAAUAAACUUGGAUGAAAGAAUAUUUUAGAAUGAAAUUACAAACAAUAAAGCCAUUACAGCUGCACUUUUUCGAGCAACAAUGGAAGUGUAUUUUACUCUAAACUCUUCUAUAACCAUUUUAAACUAGAUUGAAUACCAACAAAAAUCAUACUGUAAGUUAUAGGAUAAGUUAGCAUAGCAUACCUAAACAUAUAGCAUUUAAAUAUAGGCUAGUAGGCUACAAAUGCAUUUCAGGAAAACAAUCAUAUUUCACUUAAUUUCACAUGUAAAUGUUAAAAAGAAAAGAAGAGUAGUUCACACAGGAAUGUUGUUGCUCUAUUAGUUCAUUAAAGCCUAAACAAUGAAGUGUGUGGAAAUGUCCCCAUUAUGUCUUCAUCGAUCGAUUACUGAAACCGUGCAGUGCUGUCCACUAGAUGGCGAUAUCUAGCGCUGGAAAACCAAGAUUGUGCUUCACUGACGAAAUACAAAGUAUUAAAUGUUUCCUUUAAAAUCCUUUUGUGGAAAAACGGCAGGCUGUGCAGUGGAUACUGUGUUAUGUCUAAAUGGACUGAAUUACUGCAUAAACAACAAUGCAUGAAUCCUUUCUCAUGGAAAACCAGUCUGGUGAGAGAGAGAGAGAGAGACCGUACAUGCAGUUUUUAUGAGAUCUGCACAAAGACAGCAGUACCAACAGACGUGCCGUAAACAGUUGGCAGUAUCAUGGCUGAGAAAAAUGGGAGACUGUAAGUGAGAAAGAGAGACGGAGGGAGAAAAAUCAAGCUGCUGCAGUAUCCCUACACUGUUGAGCCUUGGACUGCGUGACUGACUGGUGUGUGGCGAGAGAGAGAGAGAGAGAAGAAGGGAGGGGGGAUGGGAAGGAUCUCGCUUGGAUGAGGAGCAAGCAGUCAGGCAGGCAGCAGCAUCAUCUCUUUUGUGGCGAGCUGCUGAGGGAACUGGCCGCCUAGAGCCGUGUAGGGCGCUUACUCCUCGCAGGCGCGCAAAGCGCCACCGCCUCUCCCGCACUGGCCGCCGCAGGGACAGCCUCCUUCACAGGCGUAGCACCGCUUGUUGCAGCGGCACCAUGGCGCAAGCCGCUAAGCAGAUCCGCAAGAACAAGGACCUACAGGAGCUUGCAGCCCAAGAGCUGCGAGAGAAGGAGGAGGAGAAGAUCAAGAAGAGGAACCGAUCGAGAGACCGCAGGCGCAAGGCUCAUGUGGUUCAGCGCUGGCUUGUGCAUCAGGACAGUAGUUUGAGUGGAGAGGGUUCGUCGGAGGCUCAAGGUGGAAAAUGGCACUUUGAUGGAAGAGCGGAUACAACAACCAGUUUUCUCCGUGCUGCACGCUCAGGUAAUCUGGAAAAAGCUCUGGACCAUAUCAAAAAUGGAAUAGACAUCAACAUAGCGAAUCAGAAUGGGCUUAACGGGUUGCACUUGGCCUCCAAAGAAGGCCAUGUUAAGAUGGUGCUGGAGCUGCUGCACAAUGGCAUUGCCUUGGAGACUACCACAAAGAAAGGGAAUACUGCCCUUCAUAUUGCUGCUCUGGCCGGUCAAGAGAAAGUGGUUGCAGAACUGAUAAAUUAUGGUGCCAACGUCAAUGCCCAGUCUCAGAAAGGUUUCAGUCCCCUGUACAUGGCAGCACAGGAGAACCACUUGGAAGUGGUGAAAUAUCUACUUGAACAUGGAGCCAAUCAGAGCCUUCCAACAGAGGAUGGCUUUACUCCCUUGGCAGUAGCUCUUCAGCAGGGUCACGAGAACGUGGUGGCCCUCCUGAUAAACUAUGGCACCAAAGGCAAAGUGCGUCUUCCGGCCCUGCACAUUGCGGCGCGCAAUGACGACACGCGCACUGCUGCCGUACUGCUGCAGAACGACCCAAACCCAGACGUCCUCAGCAAAACCGGCUUUACUCCCCUCCACAUCGCAGCCCAUUAUGAGAAUCUCAGUGUAGCACAGCUUUUGUUAAACAGAGGAGCCAACGUGAACUUCACGCCGAAGAAUGGCAUCACUCCAUUACAUAUCGCUUCCAGGAGGGGGAAUGUGAUUAUGGUGCGGCUUCUGUUGGAUAGAGGAGCUCAGAUAGAUGCCAAGACUAAGGAUGAGCUGACGCCGCUGCAUUGUGCAGCCAGGAACGGUCAUGUACGUGUGGUUGAGAUCCUGCUAGACCAGGGCGCUCCUAUUCAGGCCAAGACCAAGAACGGUCUAUCUCCCAUCCACAUGGCAGCACAGGGCGAUCACAUGGACUGCGUGAGGCAGCUGCUGCAAUACAACGCGGAGAUCGAUGACAUCACCCUCGACCACCUGACCCCGCUGCAUGUUGCAGCACACUGUGGGCACCACCGCAUGGUCAAGGUGCUGUUGGAUAAGGGGGCAAAAGCUAAUGCCCGUGCUCUGAAUGGAUUCACUCCAUUGCACAUUGCCUGCAAGAAGAACCACAUGCGGUCCAUGGACCUUCUGCUGAAGCACUCUGCAUCUCUGGAGGCCGUGACUGAGUCGGGUCUGACCCCACUUCAUGUGGCUGCGUUCAUGGGGCAUCUCAACAUAGUGAAGAGUCUUCUUCAGAGAGGAGCUUCACCCAACGCUUCUAAUGUGAAAGUGGAGACCCCUUUGCACAUGGCUGCCAGAGCGGGGCACUGUGAGGUGGCUCAGUUCCUGCUACAGAACAAUGCGCAGGUGGAUGCCAAAGCGAAGGAUGAUCAAACCCCCUUGCACUGUGCCGCUCGAAUGGGACAUAAGGAGUUGGUGAAGCUGCUUUUGGAACAUAAGGCCAAUCCAGACUCGGCCACCACGGCAGGCCACACUCCUUUGCACAUCGCUGCCCGCGAGGGACACGCCCAAACCACACGCAUCCUGCUCGACGGGAAUGCCCAACAAACCAAAAUGACCAAGAAAGGAUUUACCCCUCUACAUGUAGCAUGUAAAUAUGGGAAAGUGGAUGUGGCGGAGCUUCUUUUGGAAAGAGGGGCCAAUCCAAAUGCAGCUGGAAAGAAUGGCUUGACCCCUCUGCAUGUGGCCGUCCAUCACAACAACCUUGAUGUAGUCAAGCUGCUGGUCAGCAAGGGCGGCUCUCCGCACAGCACGGCGAGAAACGGCUACACGGCCCUGCAUAUCGCAGCCAAACAGAACCAACUAGAGGUGGCGAGCAGUCUUCUGCAGUAUGGAGCUAAUGCCAAUGCAGAGUCACUACAGGGCAUCACCCCGCUUCACCUGGCAUCACAGGAGGGGCAACCUGACAUGGUGGCACUGCUCAUUUCCAAGCAGGCCAAUGUGAACCUGGGCAAUAAGAAUGGGCUGACACCUCUGCACCUGGUUGCUCAGGAAGGGCAUGUGGGCAUUGCAGACAUGCUGGUGAAGCAGGGUGCUUCAGUCUAUGCAGCCUCAAGGAUGGGCUACACACCAUUACAUGUGGCGUGCCACUAUGGGAACAUAAAGAUGGUGAAGUUCUUACUUCAGCAGCAAGCACAUGUUAACAGCAAGACCAGGUUGGGAUACACUCCUUUACAUCAAGCAGCCCAGCAGGGUCAUACAGACAUCGUCACUCUGCUGCUGAAACAUGGAGCCCUGCCCAAUGAGAUCACCACUAAUGGGACGUCACCCCUGGGUAUCGCUAAGCGGCUAGGCUACAUCUCUGUCAUUGAUGUGCUCAAACUGGUGACUGAGGAAUCUGUAUCUGUGAUCACCACUGAGAAGCAUCGCAUGAGUUUCCCUGAGACGGUGGAUGAAAUACUGGAUGUGUCGGAAGAUGAAGGAGUUGCUCAGCUAACAUUAGGUGAUGAACUUCUCGGGAUGGAUGGGGCUCGCUAUUUGAAGCUGGAUGACCUAAAAGACCAGGAUGAUGAUUUUCUGUCCCCCAAGAAAACCCUGAGAGAUUUUGAGAGCGGGAUGGGCACGACACCUUACUCUCCCGCAAUUCCCAGAAUUCCAUGCGUGUCACCUGAAACUGUCAUGUUGGACCAGCACACACCUGUCCCUUUGCCAAAGGAGUAUGACGAGGACUCUCUAAUCCCCAGUAGUCCAGCCACAGAGACCUCAGACAACGUUAGCCCAGUGGCCAGCCCCAUCCACACUGGGUUUCUGGUCAGCUUCAUGGUGGAUGCGAGAGGCGGGUCCAUGCGAGGCAGCAGACAUAAUGGUCUGCGUGUGAUCAUCCCGCCACGGACUUGCGCCGCCCCCACACGCAUCACCUGCCGUCUGGUCAAACCACAGAAGCUCACCACCCCACCUCCUCUAGUGGAGGGAGAGGGACUCGCAUCUCGAAUUAUCUCUCUAGGGCCUUCCAGUAUGCAGUUUCUAGGGCCAGUGAUAGUGGAGAUCCCUCAUUUUGCAUCAUUGAGCCGAGGUGAUCGCGAACUAGUGGUUCUGCGAAGUGAGAACGGCUCCGUAUGGAAAGAACAUCGGAAUCGCUAUGGCGAUGAAGUUCUGGAGACCAUCCUCAAUGGAAUGGAUGAAGAUCUGGAAAGUCAGGAGGAGCUGGAGAAGAAAAGAAUCCGACGCAUAAUCUCCACAGACUUUCCUCUUUACUUUGCUGUGGUGUCACGUGUCCAACAGGAGAGCGAUCUUAUUGGCCCAGAGGGAGGUCAGCUGAUAAGUAAGCUGGUGCCCCAGGUCCAGGCCAUUUUCCCCGAUACGGCGGUCACUAAGAGGGUCCGACUUGGCCUACAGGCCCAGCCAAUCCCUGAUGAGCUGCUGACUCGGCAAUUAGGAAACCAGGCCACAUUCAGUCCCGUUGUGACAGUAGAGCCUCGUCGGCGCAAAUUCCAUCGACCAAUUGGGCUGCGUAUCCCUUUACCUCCAUCUUGGAGGGAGAGUGUACGCGAUGCCGGCGAAGGAGACACCACUAGCCUCCGCCUCCUCUGCAGUGUUAUUGGUGGCACCGCUCCCGCUCAGUGGGAAGACAUCACUGGCACUACCAAGCUCAUGUAUUCCCACAACUGUGCCAACUUCACCACCAAUGUAUCAGCAAGGUUCUGGCUGGCGGACUGUCCCCGAACGGCAGAGGCCGUGACCUUCGCCAACCUUCUGUACCGUGAGCUGAUGUCAGUUCCAUACAUGGCCAAAUUUGUUGUAUUUGCUAAGAUGAACGAUGCCAGAGAGGGCCGCCUGCGCUGUUACUGCAUGACUGAUGACAAAAUAGACAAAACCCUUGAGUUGCACGAGAACUUCUCCGAGGUGGCCCGCAGCAGGGACAUUGAGGUGAUGGAGGGGAUGCCGCUGCACUUAGAAUGUUCCGGUAACCUGGUGCCCGUGAGGAAAGCCACCCAGCAGCCUCGUAGCUUCAGUUUCCAGGCCUUCAGAGACAACCGGCUACCUGUCUCUGUAAAGGUGAGAGACGGCAAUAAGGAAGCCACCGGGUUCCUGUCCUUCCUGCGCAAGUCAACCAAGUACGAGGACACGCAGCACGUGCUGUGCAACCUCAACAUCACCAUGCCUCCCUGCGUCAAGGUGGUGGGUAGCGAUGAGCGGCGGAGAACUUUGACCCCUCUUGCCCUGAGAGAGAGGUACAGCGCCCUGAACGAGCCUGGCCUGGCCACUGUAAAUGCCAUGGAGAGAACCGAGCUAAAGAUCGCAGUAAUAGCAGAACAGCUGGGACUGAGCUGGACCGAGCUGGCAAGGGAACUGCAGUUCAGUGUGGAUGACAUUAACCGGAUCAGAGUGGAGAAUCCUAACUCUCUCUUGGACCAGAGUUCAGCUCUGCUCAACCUGUGGGUUAGCCGAGAGGGCAAGAAGGCCAAGAUGGAGAACCUUUAUGGAGCUUUGAAGAACAUUGACCGGUCAGAUAUUGUGAAGUCUCUGGAGGCUCAGGCUCCACAGGUGCUUCCCGAGGCGGUGGAGGAAGGAGCCUGCAGACUAGCUGAUCGUGACUCCACUAUGCUUUCCCCUAGUGUCCUCAAUGGUUACGGGCUGGUGCAGGAGGAGCUGCUCUCUCCCGCUUCUAUGCAGUACAGCCUUCCCUCCCCGCUGGGCGUUGAGCCCUACUGGCAGGAGGUGUCAAGCCUGGAGUGCGCGCCCAUCGCCACCACUGAGGAGGACACCAUGAUGGAGAUGUCGGACGUGCAGGUGUGGCCAGCGGGGGUCAGUCCGUCCCUGGUGACUGUCGAGGACUCUUCCCUGGAUGGCAGCAGCCGCGCAGACGACUCAGAGGCCAACACGUUGAGCCUGCCCUGCAGCAGUUUGGGGAGGCCCAGCAGCGGAGCCAGCGGGGCCAGCGGCUCUAUCAUGGAGCUGGAGGAAGAAGAGGAGGAAGAGGAGCUCGAGGAAGACGACAUACAGCAUGAGCCAGUCUCCGCAAAUGCGGAAAAGGCACGGGCUAGCGGCGCCGUCCCAAAGGCCAACUACAACGGGCAGGCUGGAGGUCAGAGGUCGGAGGGCAAGAGGACAGAGUUGGCGGCAGCGGGCGGCAGUAUGUUGGGUGUAACUAGAGGAGGAGGAAAGGGUGGAAAAGGGGCAAGUUCAGAGGAAAAGUUUUCUGUUCUUACAGGGCAACAGCUCUACGCUCAGUUAUGCGAGAGAACUGGACUGACCCGAGCUCUAGAACACAACGGGGACAGGCUCGGUGGCGGCGCCUUCCAGCCUUACUCACAGGAGAAAGACUCCCUCCACAGCUGGUCUCAACCCAAAGCCAGGCCGACCAUGGAGUCCAUGAUGUCAUCGUCCCAGGACCACAAUCAGUCCCGUGUAGCACAGGAGGCACUGCUUACACCGGUAUGUGAUACAGGCCAUUCGGAGGUCCUGCGGGGGCGUCUGCUGGGCACUCAGCCCUUUGAUAAAGGGCUGGGCUUCUCCCAUCAGGAGGGGGAAUUACGGGCAUGGGACCAGGACAGACGGAAGGCACAGAAGGAUGAUCCGAUAGAUCUCACCAGCGAUCAUCUACAUGAAGAGCAGUUCACUGAUGAGCAUGGGAAUGUCGUGACUAAGUUGGGUGUGGAUGUGAAGCGGGAUGUCCAGACUGUGAAGCGCUCCAGUCUGCGGAGAGUAAAGCACUGAAAUAAACACAAACUGUCCUGAAGGGUCGAACAUCCACUGCCAAACCAUCCUUCACCUACGCACGACUGGACAGAACGAAACAUGGAGCGAUGGUACGAAAAAAAAAAAGAACAACACGUCGCACCCAAAUCCUACAGUCAAGCAACCAUGGAGUGUCACAAGAAAACAAGGACGAGGACUUCUCUACCUGUAGUUUUGUAACAUUUUUAACAAAGAAGAUAAAAACAUACAACUAGCAUAGGGCAUGAACUUUUUAUACAAAACGUGAAGAAAACCACCAAAAAAAGCAACAAAAGUGCUUCCUGUCAACUGUAAACGCAUGACUGACUGCUGGUGCAUGACCUAUGAGCUGUCAUUAUCUAAAAAACUGAAGGGGUACGAGGUAAAGGGCCGUUCCAGGACUGGCAGUGGGGAGGGAAAAACCUUUGGACCUUUGAUCUUGAAAAUGAGAGACUCUUGAAACGGGGGUCUUGGGAACACAACAGCCCAAAAAAAAGCAACAGUUCUUUCUUUUGUCAAACAGAUUGUCAUUACACAGCAGCAUAGUAGAUGCUAAGCCCGUCACGUCAUUUCCCACAGGCCCUUUAUCCUGUUAUUCAAUGUGAUAUAUGCACUCUAAUGCUAUGUGAAUGUGCGUCGGUGUGUGUGCGUGUGUGUCGGUAUCUAACGCAUGUGUACUCGCUUCUGGCUUGGUACUGAGCUUUUUUUUCCUGGAUCGGUCGAGCUCAUUUGGUGUUUGCCAUGGGAAUGACAACAAGCCACUGUGCUCUCCUGCUUGUGAGCGUCCGCGUGCGUUUAUUUCCACUUUGUUAAGCGUAUCCGUGUUCCUUUGAACUGUCAGCCACCUUUUGCUUUUAUAUCUCUUGUUUUGAAUUUAAAGGCCCCCUCCUUUCAAAUCCGAACCGAUUCGUUUGCUGGAGGUUGCGUAGCUUUGUACGUACAACACCCAAAUGGCAACCUGUGGAGGGCACGUGCUUUCUCUGUCUGACAGUUCACAAACUUAAAGGGUUAGUUUACCCAAAAAUGAAAAUUCUGUCAUUUAUUACUCACCCUCAUGUUGUUCCAC
Messenger RNA from Megalobrama amblycephala (Wuchang bream), 9328 nucleotides. It is a transcript of the gene ank1b, whose product is annotated as ankyrin 1, erythrocytic b. The record is from RefSeq and is a predicted model, not a curated record. The transcript has 51 exons. Gene Ontology annotation, molecular function: protein binding. Lineage: Eukaryota; Metazoa; Chordata; Actinopteri; Cypriniformes; Xenocyprididae. The coding region runs from base 2368 to 8262 and encodes 1964 amino acids. Gene Ontology annotation, biological process: signal transduction.